CUUCUACCCAACGCUUGCUUUGCCCAAUCACUCAUUUUCUAAUCCAAUUAAAUAAAAUAAAUAUUCACUUUAGCUUAGUGGGAGUGAAGUGUAAUGGCAUUCAUACCCAUAACUUGGGUUUGAGUAGACCCAGUUGUGAAUUCUUAGAGAGAGAAAGAAAGUAUAGAGUAGUGAAAUUCUUACAUAGGGAAGGGAGGGAGGGAGAAAAGAGAAAGAGACAGAUGCUCUGGACAUGGGGAAAUUGCAAGGACAGAGACUGCCUUUGCAGCAGAACAUCGAUGGUUCUAGAACCUUCUUCUGUCGGAUGGGUCUUUCUAGAAUCUUCAGUUUCAAGUGUAUCGUCGUUUUGGUACUGAGUAUUGCCCUUUUUCUCUCUGCCUUAUUCUGGAUCAUUCCACAUCGUUCUAAGCCAUCUGGAUUCGACGCCAAAGAGGCAAUCAAACUUGCCUCCACUACUCAAGCAUACUUCAGAUUGGAGAAGCCAGUUUCAGAUAUUGUUCCCCACAUUGCAAGACUGGAGUAUGAUAUUUUGGAAGAGAUUGCUAUCCCUGGCAUAAAGGUUGCAGUCCUAUCCGUGCAUGGAGCAGGUGUGGCUAACCAGACUGACAUAAUAUUUGGCUUUCUUCCGGAUCCAGUUGAUUCUUCUAUUUCUCCAGUGUCCUUAAGUCUAUUGAAGUCUGCUUUAUUAGAUCUAUAUCUUCGAGAUACCAAUUUGACACUAACUUCCUCGAUUUUUGGACGGCUGUGUUCAUUUGAGGUCUUGAAAUGUCCUGGUGGAAUCACUAUGAUGCUCGAACGCUUAUCCAUUUUGAACCUACCCGAUAUCCUCUUCAAUUUUACUCUCCAUAAUUCUACCGAUGAAAUAAGGGAAAAUUUUAUUGAGCUGAAGGAACAACUGAAUUUUUACUUGCGUCUCAGGACGGAUGAGCAUGUAUUUUUACAGGUAACAAAUAAAAUUGGCUCCACUAAAGAUCCCCCAGUUAUUGUCGAAGCUUCACUAUAUUCAGACUCUGGGAGAAUACCGGCUCAGAGGUUACAACAAUUGGCUCAAAUAAUUAUGGGAUCUGUUCCUGCAACUAAUCUUGGCCUUGAUCACUCUAUUUUUGGUAAAGUGAAGCAAGUACGUUUAUCUUCCUUUCUAAACCGUACUGGUGACGCUGCCCCACCAACCCUUCCUCCUGCUCCAACUCCAGCUCCUUCUCCAAAUGAACCUUUGUGGCCAUCACCUUCCCCAUCACCAGCUGUUUCUUCAUCUCCAGCUCCCUUGCCCAACUGUCAUAGGUUCCUACGAUCACAUGAUAAGCUUCAUUGUAGCUCAACUCGUGGAAAAGAGCCUAGCGGUUCUCCAUCUCCCAUGGCUGAUCCACCUUCUCCUGUGACAAAUACUAGUCCACGUUCAAGUAGUUCCAGAAUUGUAGCAAGCCCAUCACCAUAUGCUCCCAGUUAUCCUCCUAAAUUAAGUCCCGGGUUGAAGCUGUCUCCUGGUCCUUCUCCUUUAUCUGCUGAAUCAUAUGGCUCUGGUAACAUGAGGAAUGUAAGAGAUGACAUAUCUCGUCCACUAAUGUCUUCCUCAAUCUCAUCUUCAUCAUCAUCUUUUGCACCUGACUUUUCUUAUAAGGAGCUUUGCUUAUUCUGGUUAUUCGGAUUAACAGUACUUCAUAUCCUUAAUUGAACAUGGUGACAAUGUCAUGUUCUCUUUCUACAAGAAAUUCUCAUCUUUAAAGGAAAAGAGAGAAGUAUACUUAGCAACAAACAGCUUUAUUUGACUAGGAUUUUAGCAUCUUUUGCCGAUUAGUUUGUGGUUACCAUGAGAAGCCAUGUUAUACCCUAUAUGAACAGAAGAAAUCACAGGUCAAAGCCAAAUGGUGGCAGGCCUCUAAUUGACACAAUUACUUCACAUGAAGACAUUAAAAGAUGUUUCUUCCCGAAGGGAAUGAUUACUCAGGAAAACAACAGUUUCAGAUACAUGCUCAUCUGCAGGUUUUCAAGGAGAUACCAGUCGUAAGAUGUGUUGGUUCUUCUUGAACAAGCUGCAAAACAUGUAACUACGCAUUAUAUAACCUCACUAUACGUGAUGUAUAUUCUUACUUUAAUCUGUAAUUAGCUGCUUUUGAUGUGCUGAACUUCAAUCAGAUAAAAAUAGCAGCCUUUUGGCUCUUUCUGUCUAAUGUUCCAAACUA
Nicotiana tabacum (common tobacco) is the source of this 2180-nucleotide messenger RNA. RefSeq lists its product as uncharacterized. The record is from RefSeq and is a predicted model, not a curated record. Lineage: Eukaryota; Viridiplantae; Streptophyta; Magnoliopsida; Solanales; Solanaceae.